GAAAUAAAAAGAAGUACUGUAGAAACUAUAGAAAACCCAAAAUUAGGGUUUUACUUCCAGAAAGAAAGCCUGUUCAUUCAUCACCGAGACCAGACCUUUUACAUAAUUAUUAUUAUGUCUCGAAUAUGUGUAAAAAAUCUGCCAAAGCAUGCCAACGAGGACCGCCUUCGCGAUUAUUUUUCGCAGAAAGGAGAAGUUACUGAUGCUAAGCUUAUGCGAACCAGUGAUGGUAAGAGCAGACAGUUUGGUUUUAUUGGAUUUCGGAGCGAUGAAGAAGCUGCCGAAGCUCUUAAGUUCUUUAAUGGAUCUUAUAUGGAUACUUACAGGAUUACUUGUGAGAUUGCUCGGAAAGUGGGUGAUCCAGAAAUGGCACGUCCAUGGAGCCGCCAUACUCUUAAGAAACUACAGAAAGACAAGUCAACCGUGGAGAAAAAAGAAUCCGUUAGUUUAAGUCGAAAAGGUAAAGCAGAGGUGAAGGAUGAUGAUGCGGAGAAUGAGGACCUUCAGUUCCAGGAGUUUAUGCAACUCAUGAAACCACGUACGAAGUCAAAGUUAUGGUCGAAUGAUAUGCUGGAAGCCCCCCAAGGAAAAGAUGGUAAAAAGCAAGCUAAAGUAGACGGGGAAGGCAAAAAGAAAAAGAUUUCAAAAUCUGCUAAGUUAAUUGAAACUGGUGAUGAAGCUGAUGGUGUUUCAGACGAUCAAGCAGAUAAGAUGGAAAUUAGUGCGGAACAAGAAAAAGCUGUGUCUGAUAUGGAUUACUUUAAAAGCAGGGUAAAGAAAGAUUGGUCAGACUCAGAUUCUGACGAUGAUAAUGACGAUGAAGGGGAUGUAGAGGAGUCAGAGAAGGAUGAUGAAAUUACCAAGAAACACCAUGACAUCCUUUCUGAAAUAGAAGAUGAAGAGACUGCAGAUUUAACUGAAAAACCUAACGAGACAGAUGAUGUAGAUGAACCAUCAUCAAGUUUAGAAGAUGAAGAUGCUGUUCUACAAACUGGUCGUCUUUUUGUUCGUAAUCUGCCAUAUACUGCUACGGAAGAUGAUUUGCGGGAGCACUUUAGCAAGUUUGGCAACGUAUCUCAAGUCCAUCUGGUGGUUGAUAGAGAGACAAAGCGAUCAAAGGGAAUCGCUUACAUUCUCUAUGCACUCCCUAAAUCUGCAGCCAGAGCUCUGGAAGAUCUUGAUAAUUCUAUUUUCCAAGGCAGACUCUUGCACAUUAUGCCAGCAAAGCAGAAAAUUGUUCCUGUAAAAAAGGAUGAUUUGGCCGAUCACUCAAAGACGUUUAAGCAACAGAGAGAAGACAAAAGGAAAAAAUCUGAAAUUGAUGGAGAUACAAGAUCAUGGAACACUUUAUAUAUGAGACCAGAUACAGUUGUUGAAAAUAUUGCGAGGGAAUUUGGUACAAGUAAAAGUGAACUACUUGACCGUGAAGCCUCAGAUGUAGCUGUACGUAUCGCAUUGGCUGAAACUCAAGUGAUAGCAAAGACAAAAAAGGCUUUAGCAAACGCUGGUGUUAACGUGACUUCCUUGGAAAAUUUUGCCAGUCAAAAAACAGAGGGUGUUAAAAGAAGCAAUCAUGUUAUACUUGUUAAAAAUCUCCCCUAUGGUUCUUCUGAAAGUGAACUAGCUACCAUGUUUGGAAAAUUUGGAAGUAUUGACAAAGUUAUCCUUCCUUCAACCAGAACUCUGGGUUUGGUUGUUUUUCUUGAACCUGGCGAAGCUCGUGCAGCACUUAAAAAUUUGGCAUACAAGCGGUACAAAGAUGCUCCAUUGUAUUUGGAGUGGGCACCUAGUGACAUUCUUAGUGAAGAUCCAAGGGGUGUAACCGAGGAAGAUGAACUUCCUGCUGUGGGGCAACACGAGACAAAACGUGCAUUACUAGAGCGAGAGUUGGAAGGAACUACAGAGUCUGAUAUUGAUACUGAACGAGUUGAGUCCCGGUCGCUUUUUGUCAAGAACUUGAAUUUUAAAACCAAUGACGAGAGUUUGAAGAAGCAUUUUGUUGAGCACGUGAAGGAAGGAAAACUCCGUAGCGUCAGGAUAAAGAAACACUUGAAAAAUGGGAAAAACGUCUCGAUGGGUUUUGGAUUUUUGGAGUUUGAUUCUGUGGAUACCGCUGUACAUGUUUGCAAGAAUCUACAGGGAACGGUUUUAGAUGGGCAUGCUCUCAUAUUACAAUUGUGCCACGUUAAGAACAAUGACAAAGUAAAAGAGAAGGUGGGCGAAGAUCAAAGCUCAACAAAGUUGAUUGUAAGAAAUGUUGCUUUUGAGGCUACAGAGAAAGAGUUGCGGCAACUGUUCAGCCCAUUUGGCCAGGUUAAGAGUUUGAGGCUUCCAACAAGGUUCGGGAAGCAUAGAGGAUUUGCUUUUGUGGAGUAUGUAACCAAGCAAGAGACGAAGAAUGCCCUCCAAUCUUUAUCAAACACUCAUUUGUAUGGUCGCCAUCUGGUUCUAGAGAGAGCAAAGGAAGGAGAGAGUUUAGAAGAGCUACGGGCUCGAACUGCUGCUCAAUUUGUUGACGAGAGCACAGGUUUUCAAAACCAAAGCAAACUCUCUCUAAAGAGAAAACAACUUGAUAUAUAGGAUCAACUUGGAAAAAGAGAUGUCGGUGCUUACUGCCAAGAGCCUGAAAUACGUGGCUCUUCAGUAAAGGUGAGUUUUGUAGGAUCUUACACAGAAAAUCAGUGUCAGUUUUGCUUCCAUUUUUCUUUUUGUGAAAUUUUUUUAUUUUCUAUGCUAUAAGCCUGAAAGAGCAUAAACAACACUAUCAUUGUGUGUAGCGUGUUUCUUUUUUUUUUUUUUGGAUCAUAUCUUAAGUUAUUAUGAGAGUAUAAAUCAAUGUUCUCCGUACCUUAACUUUAUUAGCAUUAAA
This is a messenger RNA of Erigeron canadensis, 2869 nucleotides long. Its product is annotated as multiple RNA-binding domain-containing protein 1. The record is from RefSeq and is a predicted model, not a curated record. Gene Ontology annotation, biological process: positive regulation of mRNA splicing, via spliceosome. Gene Ontology annotation, molecular function: RNA binding. The transcript is spliced from 15 exons. Gene Ontology annotation, cellular component: spliceosomal complex. Lineage: Eukaryota; Viridiplantae; Streptophyta; Magnoliopsida; Asterales; Asteraceae. Bases 115 to 2580 code for a protein of 821 amino acids.